Molecule: messenger RNA, 3417 nt
Organism: Naegleria fowleri
Lineage: Eukaryota; Heterolobosea; Eutetramitea; Acrasida; Naegleriidae
Exons: 1
Coding region: 1-3417 (1138 amino acids)
Biological process (GO): nuclear-transcribed mRNA catabolic process
Cellular component (GO): nucleus
Molecular function (GO): RNA binding; 5'-3' RNA exonuclease activity
Source: RefSeq, a predicted model, not a curated record
AUGGGUGUUCCAUCAUUCAUGUCUCAACUCAAUUCCAUUAUUAAUUCUCUCUAUCAACAAGAACACAUUGGUCUUCGAUAUCAAAAAAUUAUUUCAAAUGUGAUGAAUGAAAGAAAGAAUAAGAAUACUACUACUAGGAAUACUAGUAAUACUACUACCACUACUAAUACUACUUCAAAUAAUUCUCAGCAAAACAAUUCAAGUUGUAAAUUUCAACCUCCAUUCAUUAGCAAUCGUAUUCAUUCAAAAGUAUUUGAUUGUAUCUAUAUUGAUAUAAAUCCAAUCAUUCAUGGAGUGGUGAGAGGAGUUCAAAAUUCACUCGAUGCAACUGCUGAAAAGAGUCAAACACAAGAUUCAAAAAAAAAAGAUUCAAAAAAAAAGAAAUCCAAUGACAUGUCCUCCAACGCCCAAUGGGAUGAUAAAAUUGUGAGAGGUGUGAUUAAAAGUCUUGAAGAGGUCAUGACUAGUUUUAAGGCUAAUAGUCAUUGGUUUAUAUCUUUUGAUGGAGUUGCAACAAAAUCAAAAAGAAUUAAACAAAGAAGUCAUCGAGCGAAGGAAUCUAAAAAAAGAAAUGGAGAAGAGAAAAAAACGAGUGGAGAUAAAAGUCAUGCAAAUGAGACUAUGAAUGAUAAUUCCAAUACACAAGGUGAAGAUGAUGGUUCUUCUCUCGAUCCUAUAAUGGAUGAUGAAGAAAUGAUUGAUGAUGACGAUGAUGAUUCUAUGAGUGUGACCACAAGUAGUGCUUUGGAAGAUUCUUUUACAAAUUCCACUACUAACUUGAACUCUCUUUCCAAUACCAUUUUUGAAACUCCUAAAAAGAGAUCUCUCUCUGUUGAAAUAUCACCUGGUACUAAUCUCUCUAAAAAGAUUUAUCAAGGAGUAUUGAAUUUAUCUUAUCACUAUUCAAAGACUCACAAUGUUACAGUUUAUGUUUCAUCAUCUUCUCGAUCAGGAGAAGGAGAAACUAAAAUUAUUGAACAUUUAAGAACAUACAUGAUGAAAAAGAAUAAGAGUGGUCACACAAGAAAGAAGACAAGUCGAGAAGGAACAUCUUUACCACUUGCAUCUUCGGUGUUAAUCAUUUCACAUGAUUCAGAUAUGGUAUUAAUUCCAUUAUCUAAUCCAGAAUUGAAUUGUUCAUUCUAUGUAUUGGUACCAAAUGGAACUCGUUGUACCUAUGGAACGAUGAUUGAUAUUACUGGAUUGAAAUUAUUAUUAUAUCAUUUAUUUAAAAUGAACCAUUCUUCAAGUAUCAUUGCUCAAAAUACCACUACGACCAUUCAUACUACAAGUAAUAGCAGCAAUAGUAGUGUUACACCCUCAGAUACCCUCACAUCUCCCACAACAACAAGUCAUAACUCAACCAAUGAUAGUCAUAGUUCAAUAUUGAAUAACUCAUCAUCAACCACAAGCACCAACUCAUCAACAACAACUCCAUCCAACCACACACUUCCCAAUAGUAAUGAAAUUAUUCAACAAUUAUGUAUUGAUUUUGUUUGCAUUUCUCUACUUGCAGGUGGAUGUGAUUAUUUCAAUCCAUUUGCAAAAACAUUGGAACAUCGAUGGAGAAGAUAUUUUAAAUUAAUUCAAACUGAAAAAACAAAUUAUUCAAUAUUUACAUUGAAACAUAAUGAAUUGACCAAUGAAUAUAUUUUAACAAUCAAUACAAAUAAUUUACUAUUUGUAUUUGGUAGUUAUGUAAGAGAUAAGAGAAAUACAUUGGAUAAGGCUAAUCCAGAUCGUGCCAUUCAAUUCUUUAAACAAUUAACUGCAUGUUUACUUCAAUUUAAAGGACAAUUACCAAUUAUGGAAUAUUUUAGUCGUAAAUUAUCAAUGAUUGAUUUAUUAGCCUUAAUUGAAAAAAUUACAACUGCUACAACUGAAACUACUGAAAAUGGUACCACUCCUGAAACUGCUACAACUGAAAAUGGUACCACUCCUGAAACUACUACCUUCAUGAAGGAUGAUUUGAACACCACGACUAUUACCACCAAUACCACCACCAAUACCACUCCAAAGAAGAACAAAAAGAAAUCUUCCAAUCAUCCCAAUCUCGUGAUUACAAUAUCUUUUCAAGAACUUGUAGAUACCUAUCAUUUAACACCACUUGAAGGCCUCUUUUCAAUGAUUACUUCUCAUAAUUCACAUGCACUUCCACAUGACAAGUUAAUUGAAUUAUUUUCCUUCUCUCCUAAAUUAUGUGAUUUGUUACAUAUUGAUUCUAAAUUUAAUUAUGAAUCGAGUGGAAAUGAUAAUCAUUGGAUUGCAUCGAAUGAACCCUAUGAUUUGAUUCGAAAAGGAAUUAUGGAAUGGAAAGAGAGAUAUCCAACCAUUACAGAUGAGGAUAUUAAUAACAAACAUAUUGGAACGAUACAAUUUACAUGUCUCAGUAAUGGUACGAGUGGUAGUAAUGGUAGUAAUGGUGGUGCAGUUUUGAAAUAUUCAUACCAUGGUCAAAAUCAUCGUAGUAAUAAUAGUAUUAAUAGUACGAGUGGUAGUAAUGUUAGUAGUAGUAGUAGUAGUGGUAGUAGUAGUAGUGGUAGUAGUGGUAGUAGUAGUAAUGUUAGUAGUAGUGGUGGUGGUAGUGCUUCUGCUGCUGUAGGUACUAAGAAUGUCUCAACAACGAAGAGCUCAAAGGCUUCAAAUCAUGCUUCAAGUAGUAAUAGUAGCAACAAUAGUAGCAACAAUAACAACACUACAACGGAUGACUCGAAUUCAGCCAUUGUUGUUGAAGUGUUAGAAGAAACCAUUCGACCCUAUGAAGCAUGUGUACCAUAUCCAUUCGUACCUGGAAUUUACACCACUUCAAGAUUGAGACUUGCUGAAAAGAUUAAAUACCAAAGAGCAAAUUCUCUCAAUCAACAUACUCUUGGUGAAGAAUUUGAUCGAAUUGUAUUGACAGAUAUUCCAUCUACUAAAACAACAACGAAACAAGUCAAGAUUGUUAAGAAGAAACAAUUACCACCAAAGAAAAAGAAAUUACAAAAACCAAUUUCAACAACAUCUUUGUGUCAAUCUGUUCAUGUGACAGAGAAUGAUGUGAAUAGAAGUGGAAUUCUUCAAGCCUUAUUACAAAAAUCAGAUCAAUUGCCAGAAGUCAUUACUGUGAAUAUGGAUACAAGUGACAAUGUUUCAUCUCAACCUUCAGGUACAAUGGUAUUACCUCAAAAAGAUGACAAUAAGAAGAAACGAAAAUUGAAUCAACUUUCCUAUAGUGGUAGUGCCAACAAACAAGAAAGAAAAGCAGUCAAACGAGAGGAAUCAUCGAUGAAUAAUAAUUUUACUCAGGUUGCAACUAGAACCACUUCUGAAAAAAAGAAGAGAAGACAUCCAAAGAAAAAGACCAACAACAAUGCAGAUACCAACACCUCUUCUGAAGGGGCACAAUUUGAUGGUGAUGACAUGAAACAAGAAUAA